Molecule: messenger RNA, 1778 nt
Organism: Leptopilina heterotoma
Lineage: Eukaryota; Metazoa; Arthropoda; Insecta; Hymenoptera; Figitidae
Exons: 7
Coding region: 91-1392 (433 amino acids)
Source: RefSeq, a predicted model, not a curated record
UCAGUGCCAGUGGUAGACCUUGAGAAUACACGAAAGCAUCGUGCCAAUAAAAGAGAUGCGGUUGGAACGUCGGUCAAUGACGUCUCGACCAUGAUCUCAUGGUGUUUUAUAAUUCUAUUUUCAUUACAUUUCAUUCGAAAUUUUACACAAAUUCACUUAAAAAAACGUGAAUCUUUCAAGUGUCAAAAAUUUUAUCCUACUUGUGUGACUUGUGUAAUUAUUCUUGUUUCACAUGUGGUACCAACUUAUCAGUGGCCUUCAUUUAAAUUUUGGUCCACAUCCCAAUUGGAGAACUCAAAUGUUUUAGAAUCAAAUGAUUCUAGUGCACGACUUGCUAGGGUUUUGAAUUUUUUUCCCAUUCCGGUGGAGGAAGAGUGUCUCUCGGAAGAUAAACGACUUCGGGGAAUAUGCAUGAACACGUAUGAGUGUCGCAUUCAACAAGGCAAGUCACACGGCCCUUGUGCACUUGGCUUUGGUGUUUGCUGCAUUUUCACGACUGGUUGCGGUGGAGAGGUGCUGAAUAAUUUGACCUACGUUAUCAGUCCAGGAUUCCCGAAUCUCAUCGAUCAGCCUAUGAAUUGUACAGUGACCAUCAAGAAAAUAGAGCAGCAAAUCAGCCAGCUGAGAAUUGACUUUCUUCAUUUUAACAUCGGGCAACCUAAUAGAAGAAAUGGUAUUUGUGACGAGGACGUGAUGGAGAUAAAAAGUGGAAAUAAGAGUUUAAAAUUGUGUGGAUGGAACAGUGGUCAGCAUAUUUACACUGACAUAAGCGAUGGGACAAUGUCCAUUGACUUCCGGCUGCCGCGUGGACUUCAAGCACGGAUGUGGGAGAUGCGAAUUGUUCAACUUCCGUUUGCACAACGUGCCCCAGCUGGAUGCCUUCAAUAUUUUGAGAAUAUAAAUGGAAUACUGAAGACCCUCAAUUAUCUGCCAAAUGGAAGAUUUCUUGCCUCUCAAGAUUAUUUGAUUUGCAUUAAGCAGAAAAUUGGUAUGUGCAGCAUUUCCUACGCACCAUGUACAUCCGAUUCAUUUCGAAUUGGACCCCCGAGGUUUAGGCGGAACGAAACAUCCGGAAACAUGGAUGUCGAGGGCUCUGGCACUGGACCAGAAACCACAAUUCAACGUUGCAGUAAUAGAAUUCUCAUUCCAUGUGACUUUGAAGAAUUUAUUACGCCUGGAAAUAGUGGAUCGGGAUUCUGUGAUCUUGAACAUUGUGGCACAUCAUUAUGUCGUCCGGGUGAAUUCGAUCAGGAUGGAAAUUGUCGAGUGGAAACUUCUGCUUCACCAUUUCAUAUAAGAGUGGCAUUUGGUCCUGGCGAAAAUUCGGGAACAUCGCUUGAGGACUAUGUGGGAAUGUGCCUGAAUUACGAACAGUUGCCAUGUGUUCCAUGAGAAGAAAAUUGAUUACAAAACUAAAAUCCAACCACGGUUUCGCAAUCAAGAAGAAACUUCUCCAUAAACUUUUCGUCCUUUUUCGCCUAAAAGACAAACUUUGAAAUAAGAAGAAGAAAAACUUUCAUCGUCUCCUUUUUUUCAGUAUAUUUCAGUCACCAAUUUCUGUCUAAUUUCAUCAAAAAAAAAAGAGAGGAAAAAAAAGUUUCAAGGUGUUCUCUUUUAGAAAAGUCAAAUAUGUUUUUCUUCAUAAAAUCCUCUCUCUGAAGAAGAACCUUAAUGUAAAAUCAAUUUAUCAGAACUUUUUCAAAUUUUUUGAUUUCAAUCUUGUGUUUUUUUUCGGAAAAUCAGAAAAUUUUUUAUUCGAUAUAAGUUUGUAAAUAAAU